CUCACUCUUUCUCCCUCCAAAAUCAUAUCAACCCAUUUGGAGACAAAGAGAAAGAGUCACUACUACUGCUACUAACUUCAUUAGAAAGUGAUCAGAUUGCACAAAAACUCAACACCACACAUCAGAAAAAAGAUGCCUUGUUCGCCGGUUAUUAGCGUUGUCUCCAAAUCAACGGUUUUCCCCGACAGGAAAUCGACCCUCGGAGACCUCAAACUCUCCGUGUCCGACCUCCCCAUGUUGUCUUGCCAAUACAUCCAAAAAGGCAGCCUCUUCACUCGCCCACUGCAAAUCCCAAACGACUCCCUAAUCUCUCUCCUAAAGCAAGGCCUUUCCCGUACUCUCUCUCUCUUCCCUCCGCUCGCCGGUCGCCUCACCACCGAUGGAUAUGGACACGUGUUCCUCACGUGCAACGACGCCGGCGCCGACUUCAUCCACGCCAAUGCCGCGGAUGUCUUCAUCCGCGACAUCCUGGGACCCACCCACGUGCCGGAGCACGUGUGGGACUUUUUCGCCUGCGACGGGACGGUGAGCUACGCGGGCCAUUUCAGGCCCAUCCUGGCCGUGCAGGUAACGGAGUUAGCCGACGGCGUCUUCAUUGGCUGCGCCGUUAAUCACGCCGUUACUGACGGAACUUCCUUCUGGAACUUCUUCAAUACUUUCGCCGAGGCCUGUCGGGGUGUGAAGAGGAUUUCUCGGCCCAGCCCGGAUUUCAGCCGCGACUCUAUCCUGAUCUCGAAGGCCGUACUGAAACUGCCUGAAGGUGGGCCCAAAGUCACGUUUUCCAACGACGCGUCGUUGAGGGAGAGAAUAUUCAGUUUCAGCAGGGAAGCAAUUCUGAUACUGAAGGACAGGACAAAUAACCGAACGGCACUGAUCGAAAACGACAUCGAGAUUCUGGGGAAGCAAAAAAACGACACGUACUCGCAAAGCGACAACAACAAGGUGGCGUCCAUAAUCGAGAACUGGCUGAAAAACGGCGUCAUUUCAAAACAAAACGCAGCAGUAGCGGAAAUCUCGUCGUUUCAAUCUCUCUGCGCGCUGCUGUGGCGGGCGGUUACACGCGCGAGGAAGCUUCCUUCCUCCAAAACGACGACAUUUAGAAUGGCGGUUAACUGUCGUCACAGGCUGGAGCCGAAGCUCGAUCCGCACUACUUCGGGAACGCGAUCCAGAGCGUGCCGACGUGCGCGUCGGCGGGGGAAGUCUUAUCUCGGGAUCUGCGCUGGUGCGCGGAACAGCUCAACGAGAGCGUGAGGGCGCACGAUAACGCUAACGUGCACCUCUUCGUGAAGGAUUGGGAGAGCAACCCGAGGUGCUUUCCGCUGGGUAAUCCCAACGGCGCGUCAAUCACGAUGGGAAGCUCGCCGAGGUUUCCGAUGUACGACAACGAUUUCGGUUGGGGACGGCCGUUGGCGGUCCGGAGCGGGAGGGCGAACAAGUUCGACGGCAAGAUCUCGGCGUUCCCGGGGAGGGACGGAAACGGGACGGUCGAUCUCGAGGUGGUUUUGUCGCCGGAGACGAUGGCGGCGUUGGAGAACGAUUCGGAGUUCAUGCAUUACGUAUCAAGCGUAUUCUGAUGAGUUUCGUGGACGAAGAGGGUAGUGAUUGGGUACGGUAAGGUGUAGUGGUUGAUGUGGUGAUCUGGGUUGUGAUAUUAUGACCGUUCUAUUUUGUACUUUGUGGGGGGUUUUCAGUGGAUAUUAGAUUUUAAAUAAUAAAUGGGUUGAACUUUGAAGUUUGAACGGUGUUGAUUUGGUCCGGAAGGGUGGGGCAUGUUUCUGCUUUUUGUGACAUGUAUGUUUUGUAUUUUGAGUUAUAUGUAUGAUGUAUCUAAUAUUCCUUUUGGCUUUCUUAA
This is a messenger RNA of Morus notabilis, 1853 nucleotides long. RefSeq lists its product as uncharacterized. NCBI's taxonomy places the organism in Eukaryota, Viridiplantae, Streptophyta, Magnoliopsida, Rosales, Moraceae. The transcript has a single exon. Bases 133 to 1575 code for a protein of 480 amino acids. The record is from RefSeq and is a predicted model, not a curated record.